Anolis carolinensis (green anole) is the source of this 6327-nucleotide messenger RNA. RefSeq names its product PPFIA binding protein 1 (gene ppfibp1). The record is from RefSeq and is a predicted model, not a curated record. Lineage: Eukaryota; Metazoa; Chordata; Lepidosauria; Squamata; Anolidae. The transcript has 31 exons. Gene Ontology annotation, cellular component: presynaptic active zone. Gene Ontology annotation, molecular function: protein binding. The coding region runs from base 294 to 3395 and encodes 1033 amino acids. Gene Ontology annotation, biological process: neuromuscular junction development.
GCCAGACGCUCUGCUGGGCGCCUCAGUCUUUGCUUGGAAGCUUGACAUGGUCGGAGGAGGAGAAGGAGAGGCGAAGCGCGGCUAGAGGAAGGGAAAAGAAGGACCAGGGAUGGUUUGGUGAAGCCGGAGAAGGAGCGAGGCCCAGAGGCACAACUUUCCACACUUCGCUUUGGUGGAAGCUACCAUUUGUUUCUUUCUGUGGAGUUCACCAAUUGCUUCAACCAACACCCGCUGAAAUUGUAUCUUAUGAACAACUAAUGUAUUUGCAGCAGCUGCCCUAAAGAAACAGAAAGAUGAUGAGCGAUGCAAGUGAGAUGCUGGCUGCAGCUCUGGAACAGAUGGAUGGCAUUAUUGCAGGUUCCAAGGCUUUGGAGUAUUCCAAUGGCAUCUUUGACUGCCAGUCCCCGACAUCUCCAUUCAUGGGGAGCCUGCGUGCCCUGCAUCUGGUGGAGGAUUUGCGUGGUGUGUUGGAGAUGAUGGAAGUGGAUGAGAAAGAAGGACUGCGGUGUCAAGUUCCAGAUUCGACAGCAGAGAUUUUGAUUGAGUGGCUACAGAGCCAAAUGACUAAUGGCCAUAUAUCUGCCAAUGGAGAUGUGUAUCAAGAGAGGCUUGCACGUUUGGAAAAUGACAAGGAAUCUCUAGUUCUGCAAGUGAGUGUUCUUACUGACCAAGUUGAUGCUCAAGGAGAAAAGAUCAGAGAUUUGGAACUCUGCCUAGAAGAACACAGGGAAAAACUGAAUGCCACAGAAGAAAUGCUACAGCAGGAGCUGUUAAGCAGAACAUCUCUUGAAACUCAAAAGCUCGACCUUAUGGCUGAGGUUUCCAACUUGAAGCUCAAGCUGACUGCUGUGGAAAAGGACAGGUUAGACUAUGAAGAUAGAUUCCGGGACACAGAGGGUUUGAUGCGGGAAAUUAAUGAAUUACGCUUAAAAGUGGGAGAAAUGGAUAAUGAGAGAAUUCAGUAUGAGAAAAAACUUAAGUCUACUAAAUCUUUAAUGGCCAAACUUUCUAGCAUGAAAAUCAAAGUGGGCCAGAUGCAGUAUGAAAAACAGCGGAUGGAACAAAAAUGCCAAAUGUUAAAGGAAGAACUAGCAUCUCUAAAAGACAAAUUAGAACAAAAAGAAGCAGAAAUAAAAUGCUUGCAAGAAAAACUGGUUCACCCAGUGAAGGGAGAAGUGCUUGACAUAAACGACAGAGAUGAAAAUUGUAAAAAGAAGCUGAAAGAUAAAAAUAUUGAAGUACAGAAAAUGAAGAAAGCAGUAGAAUCUCUAAUGGCAGCAAAUGAAGAAAAGGAUCGGAAGAUAGAAGAACUUCGACAGUCUCUUAAUCGGUAUAAGAAAGUGCAAGAUAUGGUGAUACUGGCUCAGGUCAAAAAAGGCAAGGAUGAUGAAUGUGAGGAGUUGGCAAAUUCAGGAUCCAUUUCAGUAGCCUUGUCAGAUGAUGCACAGAAUCUAAGUGAACCAGAGAAGAGUUCGUCUCCUACACCAGGCUCGCCAAACCAUGAAGAGUUUGGAGCAAAAACUCCCGAAGAGGAUUCACUACAAAUCCACACUAGUGUCUUGCAAGUUUCCAUUCCUUCUUUUUCACCAUCAUUCAAACAUUCAGACGAACCUGCUGAUAAAGUAAAUGCCCAGUCGGAAAUGGAAGUUAGAGAUCAAGUCAGUGAGAAGAAUACACCAGUGUCCUCUAUAGAAGCACAGCUAGGUGAUACCAAAUUAACUUCAGCCCUGCAAAAAUCCAGUAGCUUGGGGAACCUGAAGAAAGAAUCAACUGAUGGCAAAGCGCCUGGACAGAAGCAAGAGGAGAGCAAAACGCCCACAGAUUGUAGCAAAUACGGAACCCUCCCUCCCAAAUCCCCUGGAGAAGAAGAUGCCUUUGGAACCCGUAAAGCCCGGUCAUCAUUUGGGCGAGGCUUUUUCAAGAUCAAAAGUAACAAGCGGACUGCAAGUGCACCCAACUUGGAUCGCAGUCGAAGUGCAAGUGCUCCCACCUUAGCGGAGACAGAAAAAGGAUUUGCAGACCAUUUAGAUCUGGCUGGCUUGCCUCCUCAACCUAAAGGUACUGUCGGUGGGACUCUGACUCCGCCUUCUCCUGACUCCAGAAAGAAAGCCAGAGGAAUCAAGAAACUAUUUGGAAGACUUCGACGGAGUCAGUCUACCACUUUCAAUCCAGAUGACAUGACUGAGACUGAGUUCAAGAGAGGAGGAACAAGAGCAACUGCAGGACCAAGAUUGGGCUGGUCAAGAGAUCUUGGGCAAACCAACAACGAUUUGGACAUGCCGUUUGCUAAAUGGACAAAGGAACAAGUCUGUAACUGGCUUCAAGAUCAGGGUUUGGGCUCUUACAUAGGCAAUGGAAAACACUGGAUACUCUCUGGUCAGACUCUUCUGCAAGCUUCCCAACCUGAUUUGGAAAAGGAACUUGGAAUAAAGCACCCACUGCAUCGGAAAAAACUUCAGCUUGCCCUGCAGGCAUUAGGGUCAGAAGAAGAGAACAGCCAUGGGAAACUGGAUUACAACUGGGUCACAAGAUGGUUGGAUGAUAUUGGACUGCCUCAGUAUAAGACACAGUUUGAUGAAGGAAAAGUCGAUGGGCGAAUGCUUCAUUAUAUGACAAUUGAUGACUUACUAUCUUUGAAAGUUGUGAGUGUCCUCCACCACCUGAGCAUCAAGCGUGCCAUCCAAGUCCUACGGAUAAAUAACUUUGAGCCCAACUGUCUGCGCAGAAGACCUUCCGAUGAGAAUAACUUCACACCAUCAGAGGUUUCCCAGUGGACCAAUCAUCGGGUGAUGGAGUGGCUGCGUUCCGUUGAUCUUGCAGAAUACGCUCCUAAUUUGAGAGGGAGCGGUGUUCAUGGUGGGCUAAUGGUUUUGGAACCUCGCUUCAAUGUAGAGACCAUGGCGCAGCUACUGAACAUCCCUCCAAACAAGACACUGCUGAGGCGGCACUUGGCAACUCACUUUAAUUUGUUGAUUGGGCAAGAAGCUCAGCUGCAAAAACGUGAAGCAAUGGAAUCUCCAGAUUAUGUCCUCUUAACAGCUACGGCCAAAAUAAAGCCAAAGAAACUCGCUUUUAGUAAUUUUGGAAAUUUAAGAAAGAAGAAGCAGGAUGUUGGGGAAGAGUACGUGUGCCCAAUGGAAUUGGGACAGGCAUCAGGGAUUGGAUCAAAGAAAGGGUUUAAGACAGGCCUAGAUAUGAGAGUGUAUGAUGAUGAGGACCUGGACAGACUGGAGCAGGUAAGGAUGGAAGAUUCAGAAGGUACCGUGAGGCAAAUAGGGGCAUUCUCUGAAGGCAUCAACAACCUGACUCACAUGUUAAAGGAAGACGAAAUGUUCAAAGACUUUGCUACACGUUCGCCUAGCACCAGUAUCACAGAUGAAGAUUCAAAUGUGUGACAGUGUCAACGCUGAACCCAUCUGUUCUGUGAUGUGGCGCGGAGCGCCAACGUUGUAUGUAAAUGAAUACAGUGCAUCAAGUAAUUUAGGGUCACUUUUUCAUCAAACAGAUAAUUUUCAGGGGAUUGGGAGGACAAGAGGUGCCUAUACUAAACUUGCCAUAAAUAAGGGGGGGCAACGCCCUAGAUAACCAAGUGGGGAAAAUAUUUUUUUUCUCUUUAAUGUAAAAAUGGUGAUAUAUUUUAAAGCAUCACAUGGAUAUGACUGUACUGCCAUAAUAUUGCUGUACAUAAUGUGCCAUAACACAUAUCUCCAAACAUGUCUUUCUCUCUUCUUCUUCAAGUAAUAGAAAAGGAAAAAACAACCAGCUACAGAUCUGGAAUCAGCAUUCAUUUUAGAUAUUUCUGCUGCAACAACAAAAACCAUUCUUGUGGUUUUUGAUUUCCAGUAUGAAUAGCUGAUGAAAAGUAAAUAAUAUCCAUCCCUGAUAUCAAAACCCAGUUUGUCUUAUUUUUAUACAAGUUUUAUUAAAAAAAGAAAAGAAAAUGUACAUACAAAUCCAAAGUUUUAUAUUGUGAUGCAAGGUGAUGACUUUUUUUUAAAAAAAAAGAGUAUUCCAGUUUGAAAACCAGCUGGUUACUGGAGAAGUCAGACUGAUAACGUGUACCUGUCCCCUCCUUAUGUGAUGCCUGCAUUCUUAUAUUAGGAAUGAAGACUGUGGUACUUUUCUGCAACAUUGAACAUCUUUGACGUUACCUUUUUCUAGUUUUAAAAUAGAAUUUAAUUUUUUUAAAUUGUCAUGGCAGGCAUGAUGUUGAUUUUUUUUCAACUGAGAAGCAACCUGCUGCUUCUGUGCAGACUUUUCUCAUUUCACAUCCUGCAGUAGAAGUUUUUUUUAAAAAAUUUGUGGAAGAGAAUGUUAGUUAAGUCAUAUUAUUUUACAGUAUUAACUCUUGCCUUUGAAGUACAGCUGAUAACAUAACAAACUGACUGAUUAUCCGUCAUUUGUAUAAAGGACAACAUGUAUUGCCUUUUUAAAAAAAGCUUGAAUUUUUAAAAUUCAGAUUACCCUGUAAAAGAUUGGCCAAGCUUUCGACAAAAUAUAUUUGACUCCUGUCUCUCUCUUUUCAUCUCAUUCUUACCCUUAAAUACUGAAAAUUCAUUCAUUACUUACACUAAAAAGAUGAUGGUGCAAACAUUUGAAAACACUAUUUGAAAGGAAUUACUCCUACUAUUGGUGCCAAUUUCUGUGCUCUGGACAUUUUGGAUCCAAAUUGGGGCUAUUAAUCCAAGCUAAAGUGUGAAGCUGAGCUUUUGACAUGUUCUCAGGUAUUCCUAAUUGGGAUUGCCAACUCCAGGCCAAAUCUAUUCAUUCAGCUAAAUUUUGAGGCAUGGAUUUCUCAAGAGUAUAUAGCCUUUCAGACUGCAAUUUCGGAAAUAUAUAUUUCCUCUGUAAAAAAAAAUCUGUUUAUGAAAGAAGGGCAUAUCGGGAAGCUCAAGCCCUGCUUUCAUCUUGGCUUGCUGGCUUUGUGCUUGCAUUCAGUGUUGUUGUUUAUAAUAGGGCAGGGAGAAGUAAAAUAUGUGAGCCCACUUGUAGCUAGAAAUUGACAUUUGUGCUGAGUGCUUUGAGGACUUGGCAUUGUGUCCGCUUUUGUGUUAAAUUUCUGAUCUUGAAAUGUUAUGCUUCACAUACAUUUAUUGACAGUUGUGGAGUUUGUCUCCAAAAGGUACCAGACCCCCCAACCCAAAAUUAAAAAGUGAAUUAUAAGUGACAGCACAUUGUUGGCCAGAGUAGGAUAUUAUGCACAGAUCAAAAUUAUCAAAAGGGAUCACUUUGAUCCAGGGUUUGGUAAAUGGUAUUUUAUAGCAAAUCAUUGCAUAUCCUCAGCAUGUUUUUUUAUUCCUGUAAAAUUUGUUCAGAUGGUUUUGGUACCUUUUGUAAACAAACUCCACAGUUGUCUUUACCAUUUAAUCAUCAGGCCAUUGCCAUUGCAAUGGCCUAAAUCCAGCAUUUGGUUUGUGGAUUAAAGUUUCUUGUCGUCAGUUCUACAGAUGGAAGUAUUUCUUUCAGCAGAAGGACCCUGUUGGACUCUACCAAUAUAUUUAUUGUGGACUCUCAGUCCAGAGUAAUAUGGGUUUUAUAAAUUGUUUUUGACUCCUUUAUUAUAUUUAGCAUGACUGCUUCCCCAGUAAAUUCAGAUAACACUAUUGGACAAUUGUUUCUUUAACUGUGAAAAUGUAUUUAUGAAUCAAGGAGUUCAUUUCCUGUGCCUAUACAAAAAAAAGGACAAACACACCUACCAGCAGUUCCAUAAGAUCAUUUAAUAAAAAAGAAUGUAUCGGGCUACAUCCGAUGUUAAUCCAACCGUGAGUAAAUCUGUUGAAGCAGAUUGUACUGAAGUUAGUUGUGGCUAACAAAUUCCAUUCAUUUCAAGGAAUCUAUUGUGGUAAGGUUAGAAUCGGGUUGGCAUGAUGUUAACAAGACAGGGUGACUGUCACAUAGAAAUUGGUUUGCUGCUCUAACAAGUACUGUUCACAUACUGAAAUAUGAAUAGAGACUUUAAGGGUAAUUGCCAACACACAUGGAAUUAUCAAUAAUCAAGCAGCAGUGGGCAAGUUUUGUGUUAUAUCUUUAAAAUGUUGCAUGUAUGGACAACAUCAGAUUUCUCUUUUUUUAAAAGCAAUUACAAUGUAAAUUUGAAAUUGGUUUAAUUUUGGUUGUCAUUUUGCCAGUUGGUUUAUUUCUAUGGUAUUUGGGAGAAGGAAGAGUAAUAUAAAACACUCAUCAUUAAGCCAAGUAAUUAAUGUAAAUGUGCACACGUGAAAUAUCGUUAAGGUAUUUUAUUGGGUUGCAUGUAUACAAAGAGGUUGGUGCAAAUAUAUAUGUAUUACCCAGUUAAAGUAAAUAAAUAAAUACCUAUUAAGAGAAAAA